Molecule: messenger RNA, 2393 nt
Organism: Hyaloscypha bicolor E
Lineage: Eukaryota; Fungi; Ascomycota; Leotiomycetes; Helotiales; Hyaloscyphaceae
Exons: 6
Coding region: 1-2205 (734 amino acids)
Cellular component (GO): membrane; cytoplasm; microtubule
Molecular function (GO): microtubule binding; GTP binding; GTPase activity
Source: RefSeq, a predicted model, not a curated record
AUGGACACCCUACCGACAGCGUAUCAGCUGACCACCAGCGCAGCGGAAUUGAAUAAGAUAGACAAACUCCGAGAAUGUGGUGUUUCCCAAUAUAUCGGGCUUCCACAACUGGUUGUGGUCGGAGAUCAAUCUAGUGGCAAGAGUUCAGUACUGGAGGCGCUUACGCAACUUCCAUUCCCAAGGAAUCCAAACCUUUGUACUACUUUCCCAACACAGAUCACCUUCCGGAAUGCAUUGCAGGAGAAAACUGUUGUGACCAUUAUCCCAUCACCAUCGUCCGAUCCCGAACGGAUAGCAGAACUUCGAAAAUACAGAAAGGAAUAUCUUCAGUCCGUCAGUGGCGAUGAGUUUGCUGUGAUCCUCAAAGAUGUCAGUCAAGUUUAUAAAGAAGCCCACAGAAAUGAUCUCUCGACUUUCAGAGAAGAUAUUUUGAAGGUUGAGCUAAGUGGUCCAAGAAGAGAGAAUCUCAGUAUCAUUGAUACCCCGGGAAUCUUUCGUCGUGCAGUGGACGGCCGUACCACAGACAAAGACAUGACACUUGUCAAGGCGAUGGUAGAAUCCUACAUUAAGGAUAAGCGAACUAUCAUACUUGCAGUACUGCCAGCAGGAGAGGACGAGGAGAAUUGGGAAAUACUCUCGAUGGCAGAAAAGGCAGACAGUAAAGGCAUUAGAACUUUAGGAGUUCUCACUAAGCCUGAUUUGAUUGACCCGGGCACAGAAGAAAGGGUGAUGAGUUUCGUUCAAGGCGAGAAGAAUCCUUUGAAGCUUGGAUACUAUGUACUCCGGAACAGGGGCAAGCUUCAGGAAUCAAGCUCUUCGGAGGAACGAGACAAGGCAGAAAAUGAAUUCUUUACCCAAGAACCAUGGUCCUCACUAGAUCGGGAUCACGUCGGAGUUCAUGCACUCAAGAAACGUCUCCAAGAGCUAUUGGUCGACAUCACCCGCCGUGAAUUGCCAAAUGUCAGGCACCAGAUUAAUGCUCGGCUCGAUAAUUGCAGGAAAGAACUCAAAGCAAUGGGCGCAGAUCGUAAAUCGACGGUGCAACAACAGAUUUACUUGCAAACCAUGGCCACCAACUUCCAGAAGAUCACCGAUCAUGCACUGGAUGCCUAUUAUGCUCGCAAUCCGAUUUUUGCUGAGAUACCAGCAAAGAGGCUGCCUACUUUAGUCGUUGAUCGAAGUGAUAAAUUCGCCGCUGAGCUGGCAAAGAAUGGUCACACCGUCGAAUUUGAUAUCGAUGAUAAUGAGAGUGGAGAGGAUAUUGGCACUACUGGCCGUGACGGAGAAAAGGACGAAUCCAUUCGUAAUAGCAGCGACGAUGAAGCUGACGUAGCUGCGACUCCGAGCACCGAGUCAAAUGCAGGGCGACAUAAGUACCCUGAACUGUCCAGUCUAUUUCCGGAUGAGGGGGAUGCUCCAGAGCCACAGCAUCGUCGCAUUCUCGACUGGAUCGAGCACGAGUACAGAAAGGCUAGAGGCAGCGGCCUGCAAGUCAUCUCACCUUCAGUUUUGCCUACCCUAUGGCAACAGCAGUCCAACAAUUGGCGUACAAUGACGAGGAAAUACCUGGCAGAUAUCAUUAUAUACGUCCAUGAUUUCAUUUGCAAGCUGAUGGAGCACGUCUGCCAGGAAGAGCGCACGCGUUCUGGGCUUAUGGCCAUCCUUCUCGAAAGAUUUAUCGACCAGUAUAAAGUCGCCAUAAAGCAUGUCGAGUUUCUUCUCGAAGUGGAGCUUGAUGGGACGCCUCUGACCAAGAACCCAAGCUUCCAGGAAAAUUUGCAUAAGUUUCGGCUGGAGAGGCUCGGCGCGGCCAUGUCAAAAUCCUCUAUUGCUACAGACAAUCUAAGAGAUGCAAGCGGUCAAGAGAUCAAUGGCACUGUUGUCAGGCUCGAGGAUGUCAUGCUCUCAGGUCCCAUGGGCGAUACAGAACAUGCGGUCAAUGACAUCUAUUGCAUACUCAAAGCGUAUUACGAGAUUGCACGUAGGCGUUAUGUUGAUGCAAUCUGUACCCAAGGAACAGACUAUCACCUGCUGAAUGGGAAGAACAGCCCUCUACGGAUAUUCUCGUCAUUAUUCGUCGCCUCACUGACACCGGAACAACUCGAAGAAAUUGCUGGGGAAGACGCAUCGUCGAAGGAAAGACGUGAAAAUCUGAAAAGGGAAAUGGAUUCACUGGAGGAAGGCAAGCGGCUUCUCAGUCACUAAAGAAGUGUUUAUUUGCAUGUUUAUCUCUGAAUGUUCAUGUAAGAUAAUAUCUGCGAAAGUAUUGACUUGUAUCAUGCCACGGGAAUUCAAGUACUGCAGACUAUCAUCGUGAAGACUUGAUAAAAUCCAAAUGAGAAAAGGAUAAGUCUAACCAGGGUGACGGGCUGAGAGCAAAGAAAUCAAAACGU